AUGAAGAAUGUGGUGGAAAAGGUGGUAUCUAAACAACAAGGAGCUUUCAUUAAAGGGAGGGGGAUUCAUGAAAAGAUUUUUAUAGCUUCAGAAUUAGUAAAUGAAUUGGAGAUAAAAAGAAGAGGUGGAAAUGUAGGCUUGAAGUUAGAUAUAACUCAAGCUUAUGAUUCUUUGAAUUGGAAUUUUCUCUUUGAGACAAUGAGGCACUUUGGAUUUUCAGAAACCAAUGACAUUUUUGUUUUCUGUAAUGGACACAAGAAUUCAUUGGAGCACUUAAUGCAACUGUUAGUGAAGUACCAGCAAGCAUCAGGGCAAGUGGUGAAUAAAAAUAAGAGCAAAUGUUUUGUUGGGGGAGUAACUGAAAGUAGGAGAAGGGAAAUUGAUGGAUUUCUACAAAUGGAAUUAUAUGAUUUCCCAGAUAAAUAUUUGGGAGUAAUUUUACAGCCAGGAAAGGUAAAAAAAAAAGCCAAAUGGCCUAGUGAAGUUCUGAAGGAGUGUGAAAGGAUUAUAAGGAAUUUGUUGUGGUCAGGUGACCCAGCAGUUAAAAAACUUAUCACAGUCAAAUGGGAUGAAGUGUGUGCUCCAGUGGAAGAGGGAGGGCUUGGUAUAUGGAGGUUGGAAAUUGUUAAUAAAUCUCUCUUGCUGAAAUUACUACGGAAGAUUGAAACAGAGGAUGCAGAAUGGACUAGAUUCAUGAAAGAGAAAUAUAAAAACAAGAAAGGGGAGUGGAUUACCACAUAUAAAAAAUCUUCAAUUUGGCCUGGUUUGAAAUGGGUGUUAAAUGACUUUGAAGAAGCAACUAGAUGGAUUGUUGGUGAUGGUCAAGUAAUUUCUGUGUGGAAAUAUAAAUGGGUGAAGACACAAGCAUUAUGUGACUUACAUCCACAAGAUAAUUUUAUCAUGCAGAAUAAGGAUAUGAAAGUAUGUGAGCUAAUCAUAAAUGGCAAAUGGCAAAUACCAGUGGAGAUGAAGGCUUAUAUCAAUGAAGAAGAUUUACCUUUUUUGGGAAAUGGAGCUGAUAGAAGAAUUUUAGAAACCAACUUAACAGGGACUUCUCUGUUGCAAAUGCAGUACAAGUUUUAA
Molecule: messenger RNA, 1083 nt
Organism: Papaver somniferum (opium poppy)
Lineage: Eukaryota; Viridiplantae; Streptophyta; Magnoliopsida; Ranunculales; Papaveraceae
Exons: 3
Coding region: 1-1083 (360 amino acids)
Source: RefSeq, a predicted model, not a curated record